AUGGCCCACCAAGCACACUCUUACCACAUAGUCGACCCAAGCCCCUGACCAAUCUUUGGAGCAGCUGCCGCCCUGCUCAUAACCACAGGACUAACAAUAUGAUUCCACUAUAACUCACCACACCUACUACUCACUGGUUUCGCCUCCAUAAUCCUAGUCAUAAUCCAAUGGUGACGAGACAUUGUACGAGAAAGCACAUUCCAAGGGCACCACACACCCACCGUACAAAAAGGUCUACGGUACGGUAUAAUCCUGUUUAUUACAUCAGAAGCCUUCUUCUUCCUAGGCUUCUUCUGAGCCUUCUUCCACUCAAGCCUCGCACCCACCCCAGAACUAGGAGGACAAUGACCCCCCACAGGCAUCAAACCCCUAAAUCCCCUAGAAGUUCCUCUCCUAAACACCGCUAUCCUAUUAGCCUCAGGUGUAACAGUCACUUGAACACACCACAGUAUCACAGAAGGUAACCGCAAACAAGCGAUCCAAGCACUAACUCUAACAAUCCUACUAGGAUUCUACUUUACCGCUCUCCAGGCAAUAGAAUAUUACGAUGCACCUUUUUCAAUUGCAGACAGCGUAUAUGGCUCAACCUUCUUCGUCGCUACUGGAUUCCACGGACUUCACGUAAUUAUUGGAUCCACCUUCCUAUCAAUCUGCCUACUACGUCUAAUUAAAUUUCACUUCACCUCAAACCACCAUUUUGGCUUUGAGGCAGCAGCUUGAUACUGACACUUCGUAGACGUCAUCUGAUUAUUCCUCUACAUAACCAUCUACUGAUGAGGAUCCU
Colius striatus (speckled mousebird) is the source of this 784-nucleotide messenger RNA. Lineage: Eukaryota; Metazoa; Chordata; Aves; Coliiformes; Coliidae. The record is from the annotation of a RefSeq genome assembly.